This is a messenger RNA of Rhincodon typus (whale shark), 4913 nucleotides long. Its product is annotated as insulin receptor substrate 1-B-like. Gene Ontology annotation, biological process: insulin receptor signaling pathway. Bases 386 to 3142 code for a protein of 918 amino acids. The record is from RefSeq and is a predicted model, not a curated record. Lineage: Eukaryota; Metazoa; Chordata; Chondrichthyes; Orectolobiformes; Rhincodontidae. Gene Ontology annotation, molecular function: phosphatidylinositol 3-kinase binding; insulin receptor binding. The transcript has 3 exons. Gene Ontology annotation, cellular component: plasma membrane; cytosol.
UCUGUCUGUCUUGGGCUCCCUAUUUAGAAAUGCAAACCCUCGCCGGAGCUUUAAGAAAAAAUCCACAUGCACAGAUACACAGUGUAUACGUGUGUGUGUAUACAUGCACACACCUCUCCGCCAGAAGCGGCGGCGCUUUAACAGGACAGCAACCAGACAACCUGGAGGAGGAGAUUUCUCCUUUUGCAAAACAAGGGGAGAUUAUUGCAAAGUUUUAUUUGCAGCAGCUGGGGGUGUGUGCAAAACGGAAUUUCUGCAAAGGCUGCGAGGGAGCGGUGCGGGAGGCCGGAGAAGGCAAGGGGGUGGGGGAAUGCAGUGGGCAUAAGGAGCGGCGAAGGGCCAACGGCAGCGGGUUUUUCUUUUGCAUUCGGUGCGGCCGGUUGGAAUGGCGGAGCCGGGCCCGGAAUCGGACGUGAGGAAGUGCGGGGUGCUGCGGAAAUGGAAGAGCCUACACCGGCGGUACUGCGUGCUGCGGGCGGACAGCGACAGCGGCCCGGCGCGCCUCGAGCUCUACGACAGCGAGAAGAAGUUCCGCAGCCGGGGCGCGGGCCCACGCCGCGCGCUCCCGCUCAGCGCCUGCUUCACCGUCAACAAGCGGCGCGACGCGCGCUCCCGCUACCUACUCUGCGUGUACACGCGCAGCGAGAGCGUGUGCCUGGCGGCGGCGGGCCCCGAGGAGCAGGAGAGCUGGUACCGGGCACUCACCCUGCUGCUGGGUAAAUCUCAUGUAGAAAAUGGGGAUUCGAAUUACACCACGGUACCUGGACCACCUUUCAAGGAGGUCUGGCAGGUUAACCUUCGACCCCGGGGCCUGGGCCAGACGCGGAACAUGAGCGGUAUUUACCGGCUGUGCCUGACAGAUAAGACGGUCAACCUGGUGAAGCUGAACUCUGAUGCUGCAGCUGUAGUGCUGCAGCUGAUGAACAUCCGUCGGUGCGGGCACUCGGAGAAUUUCUUCUUUGUGGAGGUGGGGCGCUCGGCGGUGACAGGGCCUGGGGAGUUCUGGAUGCAAGUGGAUGACUCGGUGCUGGCCCAGAACAUGCACGAGACCAUCCUGGAUGCCAUGAAGGCCAUGAGCGAGGAGUUCCGGCUGCGCAGCAAAAGCCAGUCAUCGGGCUCCAACCCCAUCUCGGUGCCGACCCGCAGGCAUCACCAGCUUCCGUCCAACCCGCCCCCUAGCCGGGUGGGCUUCACCAUGAGGCGGGGAGUGCCCACCUCACCCGGGCAGCGAUCCAGCUUCACCCGGGCACGGACACCCAGCGACGGCAGCGGUGCUGCCUCCUCCUCUUCCUCCCGCCCCCCCUCUGCUGACGAGUCACCUUCCAGCCCUCCACCCCGCCAAGGAAUGCCCGGGGCCCACCCUCCCCCGGUUCCGUCCCGCUCAAUCUCUGACCCGGCCUCCAGCCCCCUCGGCCUCCCCCAUGGUGGCUUCUCCUCUUCCUCCUCACUGCCCUCCUCCUCCCCCUCCUCCUCCUCCUCCUCCGAUGGCGAGGGUUACGAGUCCAGCCCUGGCUCGCCAGCUGCGGGUGGACGGAGCCCCCUCCGUGACUAUGUGGCCAUGGGGGGCGGUCCGGGCUUGGCGGGGCACCGGCAGCCGCAGUGCCAGCGGCGUUUGCUGAGGAGGGCUGGCAGCCGUGGAGAGGAGGAGGAAGAGGCCGACAGGGGCCUGACCAAGCAGGCCUGGUCAGCCAGGGUUGUCCCCGAGCCCACUGAGAGAGGCCGCGGUCAGGCAGCAGACCAGGGUUAUGUGGCUAUGCUGCCUGGGGUGAUGCCACCGGGAGAUGGUGACGACGACGACUACAUGGCGAUGACCCCCAAAGGCCCUUCUGCCCCUCGGCAGAUUGAGAGCCCGGGAGCAGCAGCUCUCGCGGGGGGCUACGUGCUGAUGUCGCCCAGCGGGAGCUGCUCGCCAGAUGGCUGGGCCCGGCCCCUAGGGGGCGGCAGUGGUACAGGAGGGGCGGGUGGUGACUACAUGAACAUGUCACCUGCCAGCUGCUCAGCCUCCAGCACCACCCCCUCCUGCCACCAACGCUGCACCCCCAGGCCUCGCAAGGAUGGCCCCACCCCCCCUGACCACCACCCCCACUGCUACCACUCCCUGCCCCGCUCCUACAAGCAGCUGGACCCGGCUCUCUCUGCUGCCUCGGGACACCUCGUACCCUCCUCCUCCUCAGGCUGCCUUGCACCCUCCACCUUGGGCCACUUUGCACCUUCCUCCUCUACCUCCUCCUCCUCCCCAGGGCGCCUUGCGCCCUCCUCCUCCUCAGGACGCCUUGCGCCCUCCUCCUCAGGACGUCUCACCCUCUCCUCCUCCUCCUCAACUGGCAGCAGUGAGAGCUUGACAGAGGCUGAAAGUGGGCAGCACCUCACCCGCCGCCAGCCUGGACCCUCCCUUGACCUGGUGAGGGCCACCACCCUGCCUCGGCGGAGAGAGAGCUCACUCCCUGCUGAGCCCCAGAGCCCGGGCGAGUACGUCAGUAUCGAGUUCCGGGGCCCACCGGGUACCGCGUGCUCCCCAGCUGGGCUUGCCCAAUCCAUGGGAGGACCCCGAGUGACUCCCUCUGAGUAUAUCAACAUGGAUUUCAGGCCUGAGGCCCAUCCUCCACUCGGCCUGGUGAAGAGCUCCCAUGGGGCCCUGGCCCAGACCUGGCGGAGGUUGGGCAGUCCAGUUCCUGGUGACUCAGCCUGCCCCCUGGUGGCAGCCUUGCCCGAGGUGGCCCUGGACUCCACUGGGGAAGCGGGUCCCGGAGCCCGGGGGGUUUGUGCCGAGCCCCAGCGACGCCGGCGUCAUUGCUCCGAGACCCUCUUGACCACCCUCCAUGCCCCUGGGCCCUCAGCGACCUGCUCCCAUCUCCCUAGGCGCAGGGGCUCUACCUCCUUCGAGGGCGCUGAUGAUGGAGAUGUAGCCACGGAGGCUCCGUGUGCCGGAAUGUCGCGACACAUGUCUAUUGGCUUCGAGAACGGCCUGAACUACAUCGACCUGGAUCUGGGAACGGACAGCGUCUGCGCUGAUGUGUCUGCCUUGCAGCCGAGACUUUACACCCAAACCAAUGGGAGUGGCACCUUGAACACGUAUGCCAGCAUCGACUUUCACAAAUCUGAAGAAUUGAGAAGCCAUAAAAGUAACAAAGACGAUUGUUGAUAUGGGCCGCUCCCUUGCUUUCUGAAGCACUGAAGGAACAUUCUUCAGCCGAGCAACCACUCUCACCUACGUCCCCUCACCCUCAACCAACCAAACAAACCUCAUUUGACCCACACUUACCCCCAAGGAACAGUCUUCAGCCAUUUCAAACUACAGCCAACUCACCUCAGGAGCUGGACUUCACAAAUAACGUAUUACUUUAACCCUGUACAUCAGGAUAUUGUGUGUCACAGACUUACCCACUUCCUGUUUUGAACUGCCUCUUGGAAGAGGAGAAGUGGAUGAUUGGAGGAGUGUGAGGGGUUGUGGAGGGAAGGUAGUGAGAAUAAAUAAAGUGGCCUCGCCAAUCUUCAAAGUGACAAAUGACCCAUCAGUCGGGAACUGGACCAGCUUCCUUUGUUGAUUCCUCUGCGCCUGGUUACAGGCUGAGAUAACAAUGUGGAGGGACAUGUGCAGGAAGCCAUGCCAUUUGAAGUAGAGAAAUGACCCAACACCACCCACACUACAACAGCUGAAUGUUUUGCAAACUACCCUUGCCUAACUCAAGAAUGUCGCCGUUGUGACUGUCUUUGAUGCUUUUCUUUAACGUUGCCUGUUAAAUCAGCUGCAGUCGGCUUGUUACGCCUUUUGUGUAUAGGGAGAACAGGUGCCAAAUCGAUCAGUUUGAACUUUAGAACUCAUGCCCUCCCUCUCCUACCAUCUGCAACCAAUCACAAGAGAAUCUGUAAGAGAUGCAGUGCUGAAGAGGUGACACUCCUGGUGCCUUCUGAAUCCAGCUUUUCUCGGACGAAGAUGGCCGCUUGCCUGGACUGGCAAGGGCCUGCUUCAGUUACCAGCUCAAACUUCACCAGCACCCAGUGACUUCACCAGCCAGUGCCAUCUUGGCAUCAUGCACCCUGUACACAGAAUCAGACCCCCCUACCAAGGGGUGCUUGGAGUGUGCGUGCGUGCGUGUGCGUGUCUGUCUGUCUGUCUGUCUGUGUGUGUGUGCGUGUGUGUGUCUGCGUGUGUGUCUGUGCGUGCGUGCGUGUGCGUGCGUGUGUGUGUGUCUGUGUGUGUGUGUCUGUGCGUGUGUGUGUGUGCGUGCGCGUGCGUGCGUGUGUGUGUGUGUGUGUUAGGGUUUCAUAAAGAGCAGCACUGUGCGCUUUUCCGCUGGGCAGCGGGUUCUCGCCACAACCAAAGGGACCUACAGCAAGUGUUGCCAACACUCGGCUGUAUUCUUGGCAGUUUCACCAUAAAAUGACCUCCAAAUGUUGUACUUUCCUGCCAUUGGUCACCCAGCAUGUUCAUCCUUGCAACACCCUGAUUCCCUUACUGAUUGGUUAAUCAGCAGAGUCUCAGCUGAUUGAAUGAUGGUUGACAGUGAUCCCUUUUACCCCGAUAUUCCUAUAUAUUCACACAAUCAAUAAAUGUUAAGUUGAAUAAUUAAAUGAAUCCCUUCUUUUCAAGCCGCCCUGAUUUUUUUUGCCAAUCGUUACAGGGGAGCAGAUUUGUGGAAAUGAAUGACCGACUCCUGGUCCUUUGGACGCAGUAUUAUACCCAGGAGCCACUGAGUUAGUGCCUAGUUAGCAGGAAGACAUGGUAGAAGGAUGUAAACACAGCAGAGGCUGUUUUUAUGAAGGAUUAAUGCCAUCCACCUGAAGCUCUUUUAUUUUGCCACAGCUAAAUCGACUUUUAGUAAACUAAAGAACUGUGAAUGCUGAAGAUCUGAAACAAAAACAGAAAUUGCUGGAGAAACUCAGCAGAUCUGGCAGCAUCAGUGGAGAGAGAA